GAGGGGCUGCCCGCCCGUGCCGGGGGAUGCCGGCGGUGCCGCCGCGCUGUGCGGGAUGCCGCAGCCGCCCCGGUGCGCUCCGGACCGCUCGGCACCGCGGUGAACGGGAGCCGGGCUAUGCUCGCUGCCGGCCGCUCGGGGGGACGGGGCCGCAGCGCUUCAGGUGCGGGCGGCGGGGCGGCUGCGAGCGGCUCGGCCCCAUUCGGAUGCGGAGAUCUCCCCCUGCCGGGCUCCGCUUCCAGUGCUGGAAAGAAACCCGUGAGUCAGUCCGCUAAAGGGAGACGGCGAUUUUGGGGCGCAGUGGUGAGGACUGACUGCACUGUGCACGCACAGACGGGUCCUUGGCGCAGCGCUCCUCGGCUUGGAAUAGAUCGCACCAGAUGUUGAGGACCAGAGUCUUAAAAACCACUCCUUGCACAUCUCAGUGAGAAUCCACCAAACCCGGGACGUUGGAUUUUGCAAUUUUAAUAAUAAAAGAGACCAUUCCAUGAUAAAAGCAGCCCAUCUCUUUCAAACUGAUUACAAUUUUUUUUUUACAGUUUUGGGGGAUUAUUUUUCUAUUCGACGUAUUGUCUGUAUAGUCUGUAAAUGGAAAGCCUGAACCGUUUAGAAACCUCAUUGCCACUCAGCAUUUCCAGAGUCCUCAGGGAGGAUCACCUGUGUUACCUGUGGGAUACAUCAUUGAAUGCCACACAGUGUGAAGCCCCAAUCCUGCCAGCAGUCUCCUCCAUGCUCUUGAAUGACGUGAGCUUUGCUGUGGAGUCAGAGCCCCAAACGUGAGCUUAUUGCUGCAGUGCAUUGCUGUGAUGAAGGUGAUGUCAUUGGGGACAGAGGAAUCUUUGGGAAGGCAGCACAGGUGUAGCACACAGCAUGUGGGUGCGUGGCACUCCAUACUGUAGGCUCUGGAUGAUGCUAUCACCACACAUUAAUAGGUCUGAAUUUCUAUUGAUUUCCUUUUGGAACACAUUUUCUGUACAUAUAUAUUUUUAAAGUCUUUGUGCUGAGCAUGAGCUGCUCAUAAAAAAUAGGCUUUUUUCUUAGUCUGCAUUCAUCAUCCAUUGGCACUACUGCUAUUUAUACACGUUCCAGCUGACUGUCCUUGUCUCAUCCUCAGCUCCCCGCGUUUCCUGGGGGACGGUGGGUGACCAAAAUGGCAUUUCCCAUAGAAGGAGAAAAGCUCCAUCUCUAUCAGCUCUGCUAUGGCCCAGGAGCUGGAAUGUUCCAAUUGCAUUCACUGGGUUGUAUUCAACCCCUCGUAUUCAAUGCUUCCUCAUAGGACCGACCCUUUCCCUUUGCUUCUUUGCCUUUAGCACAUUUUCACGGAUUAUUUUUUUUUUUCCUUUUAACGCACUGAGGGGAAAAUACCCGCAUUUCUGGCUUCAGCGAGCCCUGAUACUGGAGUUUGGAGACUUCCACCUUCUGCACAUGGCUCUUUUCCAGCUGGGCAGGAAGCCGUUGGUUGGACUGGAUAUCAUUUCCAACCCUAACGAUGCGGGCAACGGCGCCGGCAUUCCGAACAUCCGCGUGUCCCGUGCGCCCGGCAGCACCGCCGGCAUCCCGCACCGCCGGCACCGGGGCCGCGCUGACGCCUCCGCGGCCGGGCUGGAUCCCGCCCCUGCAGCACCCCGCCGCCAUUUGCUCGCAGCGCGGUCUCCCCGCCCGCUCCGGGGUUGGAGCAGCCGAAGCUCUGCCUCCUGCCCGUCCCACUCCCGGCCCCGGCCUGCCCGGAGUGCCCAGCACGGCGCCCGCGUUUGCUGGGCGAGCCAUGGCCGCGCGGGGCGGCUGCGCGGCGGCCGGCGGAGCGGGUUUUCCCCGCGGGAGCGCCGAGCUCUGCUCCGCGGCUCAGCCCGCCAUGGAGAGCACCAGGCAGACCAGGAUUUGCCGCCCGCACAAAAUCAGCGAGUCCUCGAAGGUGUACAGAUGGGAUGACCACUCUAGUCUGGUUCUUCAGAGUCUGAACGAACAGAGGCACCGAGGGCUCUUCUGUGAUAUUGUCCUCGUUGUGGAUGAGCAGAGAGUCCCUGCCCAUCGGAACCUCCUGGCUGUUUGCAGCGACUACUUCAACUCUAUGUUCACCAUUGGUAUGAGAGAAGCUCAUCAAAAAGAAGUUGAACUUUUUGGAGCCUCUUACAUUGGUCUCAAGGCUGUGGUGGACUUUCUUUACGGAAGUGAGCUGUCCUUGGAUGGAGGCAAUAUUGAUUACGUGCUCGAAACAGCUCACCUGCUGCAGAUCUGGAAGGUUGUGGACUUCUGUUGUGAGUAUCUCGAGAACGAAGUCAGCGAGGAGAACUAUUUGUACCUGCAGGAGCUGGCCUCUAUCUACAACCUGAAGCGCCUCGACUCCUACAUUGAUUCUUUCAUCCUGCAGAACUUUGGCACGCUGUCUUUCACUCCAGACUUCCUGCAGAACGUUUCCUUGCAGAAGCUGUGCCAGUAUCUGGACAGCAGCAAUGUGCAGCAGGAGUGCGAGCAUGAUUUGCUGCAGGCUGCCUUGCAGUGGCUUACCCAGUACCCAGAAAGGGAGAACGAGGCUUACCAGGUUCUGGAUAACAUUCACUUUCCCUUGAUACCUAAAAGCGAUCUCCUCCAUCGAGUCAAGCCUGCUGUGUGCUCCCUUCUCCCCAAAGAAGCAAACUGUGAGGGCUUCAUAGAAGAAGCAGUGAACUACCAUAACAACGUCACUGCUCAGCCAGUGCUGCAAAACAAGCGGACAGCCCUGCGGACCUGCGAGGAAAGGCUCCUCUUUGUUGGGGGGGAGGUUUCCGAACGGUGCCUGGAACUGAGUGAUGAUACUUGUUUCUUGGAUGUCAGAAAGGGGCAGUGGGUAGCAGAGACCCCUCUGCCAGCCAGACGAAGUCACCACUGUGUUGCAGUGCUGGGAGGUUUCAUCUUCAUAGCCGGAGGCAGCUUUUCAAGAGACAACGGAGGGGAUGCGGCUUCAAAUCUCCUAUAUAGGUAUGAUCCCCGCUGUAACCAGUGGAUAAAGGUUGCCUCCAUGAGACAACGUCGUGUGGAUUUCUACCUGGGAGCUAUAACUGACAUGCUGGUAGCUGUUGGUGGCAGGAACGAAAAUGGGGCUCUUUCUUCAGUGGAGACCUAUAGUCCUCAGAAGGAUUCGUGGUCCUAUAUAGCAGGCUUGCCAAGGUUUACUUAUGGCCAUGCUGGAACAGUCUACAAGGAAUUUGUGUACAUUUCAGGUGGCCACGAUUACCAAAUUGGCCCGUACCGAAAAAACCUGCUGUGCUACGACUACCGCACAGAUGUCUGGGAGGAGAAGAGACCAAUGAUCACUGCCAGGGGGUGGCACAGCAUGUGCACCUUACAGGACAAUAUCUAUUCUAUUGGUGGCAGCGAUGACAACAUAGAAACCAUGGCUCGUUUUGACAUUCUGAGCGUGGAGUCGUACAGCCCUCAAUGUAACCAGUGGACCAGAGUUGCUCCUCUGCUGCAAGCUAACAGUGAGUCAGGGGUGGCUGUCUGGGAAGGCAAAAUUUAUAUACUUGGAGGCUACAGCUGGGAAGAAACGGUCUUCUCCAAAACAGUCCAAGUUUAUGAUAAGGAGAAAAAUAAGUGGUACAAAGGAACUGAUUUACCCAAAGCGAUUGCUGGUGUGUCUGCAUGCGUCUGUGCACUGAAACCCAAAACAGAGGACAAAAAGAAAAAGACAAAAACAAAAAAACAUCAGGAUCGGGGAAGAUGACUGCUUCUGGAUAACCACCCUUUAAUGGUGGGCUCCCAAGGACCCUUGUAUUUAUCAUUUCUUUCUAACCUUGAUUCUUUAUUUUUCUUUUUAAAUAGGGGGAAAAGGUAUCUUCUGAAGCCUCACAAACGUACAGUGAAUGUGUUUUUUGGAUUAAGCUCACAUUUAAGGUCAAAAACAAGAAAAAAAAAAACCCCAAAAAUCUCUUUUAAGGGGUGAUAUGGCAAGAGAGGUUAUGCUAAUCUCCUGAAUGUUGAGGAUUAAUUUUUGUCACCUGUGGUUUUUGGCAUUCUCACACAUAUUCUGUUAUGCUGACAUUUGAAAAAUAAGGUUGAAUCUUUGGCUGGGAUUAUAAUGACAAAGGUGAGAGGCGGAGUAGAAAGUGAUGAGCUUGAAGUUACAGAGCAAUUCAAAGGAGCUCAGAAGCUAAGAAGAAAAUGAAAUGGGUCUUCAAUGUUGUAAAUCUUGGGGUUUUUUUAUUAUUUCUUUCAGUAACAGAUUCCAUUUACAGUACAUUUUUGAGUUUUCAGUAUCAGAUUUCUGGAACACUCGAGCAUUCAAAGAAAGUAUUUCUUUAGGUGAAUGCAGGUCAGAUCAGCUUGAACAGCAACUAACUCCACUGUAGUCUUUAGAUUAAGAAGGCCUUAUUGUGUGGCCAAAGAAUAGAUGGGAGCUGACUGGGGCUUGGAUUGAUAGCGUUGUGAACUUUGAAAUCUGGGGAAGGUGAUACGAAUUUUGCACGCCUUGUUGCAACAUUUUCCCUAUUUAGAUAUGAGAGCUUGUUUUUCUUAGGCUUUAAAACAUGCCCUGCAGUGAGGAAAAAAAAACUAUUAAAGUAGUAGAAAAAAUAUUUGAGGAUUUGGAUGGAAACUGCUGUGUUUUUACUGAGCUUUAAAGCAGUUGGGAUUGGAAGAGUUCACCAUGAGUUUGGGGAUUCUUGAGUAGCGUUCCAAGGAGUGGGGAAAUGACAGAAGGAUUCUGUAGGCGAGCACAGAGCAGGAGUGUGUCCUUCCCCAGCCCUGCCAGCCUGUAUGAGCUGGGAUUUGCUUCCUUUGAAUGGAGCUGGCAGUGGUCAUGGCCAGUAGCCAGUGUGAGCAGGGGCCAGAUUUGCCUUCUGACAAACAGCAGACCAACCAGGAUGAUGAAUUGGGGUUUGGUAAUCCUGUGGAAGAGAAACUUGAUUAUUUUUUUUUUACCUUAGCUGUCAGCUCAUGCUUUCCUUGUCUUUCAAAUUCAAACUGGCUUUUCCUGAGAAUUGCCUUUUCUGUUAGGCUUUGUCAGGAUUCCAAGCCACAUUUCAUCAAGCUUGCAGAAGAACACCUUCCCCAGCGAGGAAGGUCCCAUAGGAAGAAACCUAAAAUGCUCUCAGGACUGCAUUUGGGAUCUGGACAGUAGGACCAAACUGAAAAUUGUCUGUUAGAUCCUCUGUCUCACGCUGUUCUCUGCCUACCAAGUGAAGAGAUUUCUGACCCAAGUGUUAGUUCACCCUCUACAAACACAGCUGAUUGUGCUGUAGAUAAUAAAAUUCCCCGACUGUCUGGCCGGCUUUCAGGCAUUCACCCUGGGGCAUUUUACAAACGCACCUCUGAUUUGCAAGGAGUUGAUCACCAGCAAUCUGAUACAACCACUUCAGUUAUUGUUAUAAUGCCAGGCCACAGAUUAACAUUUCUCCUUCCCAAAAGAGUAAGUUUUUAGAAACUUUUUAAAAACUUUUAUACUUUUUAUAACGCAUUUUGCUAACUCAGUCUUGUUUGCCAUGUAAUAUAUGAGUAGGGGAACUACUGCUCUGUAAUUGUGGCUGCCGUCGAGAGCUCAUAAUUGGACGGCUCCUUUAGUCUUUGUGUAGCUGGUUGGGAUGUGAUGCAGCUGUCAGAGCAGCAUUUACAUUCCCAGCAUUGUCAGGCAGUCAGCUAUAAUUGUAACCAUUGUGUGGCCACUCCACUGAUAGUCCAGCUCACCAGACAUGUUAAUAAACACAUUUUCUUUUCAGCCAUUGGGGAUCUGCUGAGUGGUUUGGUUUAAAAUUCUGCUGGGGAAGUAUUGAUUCUAGUUUUUGUUUGGUUGGUUUUUUCCUCCUCACUUCCCCUUUCACAUCAUUCCCGUGCACCAUAACCACGUAUUUCGGAUUUGCCUUUUUCUUUCCAUACAGUGUACAUAGAGGUGAUACCCUGCUAAUAUCCUGCUUAACUCCCUGGUUUUUGUUCAUGGGAUUUCUGUUGGUUGCUUUUGUUGGUUGCUUUUGGUUAGUUGCUUGGGCUUUGGGUUGUUUUGGUGUUUUUUUUAGCAACUAUUUACCUCAUUAAUUGGAAAACACUAAGAAAACAUUUUUGCACUUCAUGUCAUUUGAAGCUCUUGUAAUUUAGAGAGCUCUUAGUUAUAUUACAAGAACUUCUUUGCAUUGAAAGAUGUACUUCUGAAUGAACUUCUGGAGUGCAAGGAAGUGACCGGUGUCUUCUUAGGUGCUCAAAAAUGAUUGAGGAAAACUAGCUUAAAUGACUUCUUGGAAACUCCUUGAGGUUUUGUUUUUCUUAUUUGCUUAAAAGAAAAAAACCUGAAGUAGUUAAUCUCAUUUGCAUUAAUGAAUUUGUUCUAAAGCCUUUGUACACUGCAUGAGGUAAUCAUUUUUUGAAAUUCUAAAACUAAUUAAAAUUUGGUUAUGACAAACAUUAAUGAGUUGUGAGGCUUUUUUUUUAUAUAUAUCUGAGAUCCUAGCUAUGUUGACUGAGAGCUAUUUAACUUUAGGGGACAUUUUCAUGUGUAAGUACAGAAGAAAUGUCAAGGCCUUGCUUUGUUUUUGUUAAUGGGUUGCCUAUUCCUAUAUUUCCUCUGCCCUCCCACCCAUUUAAUUGUGUUUGUGUAAUACAUUAAUGUCUGGAAAAAAAAAAUAAACCCAGCUUAGAAUAUUGUAUUCAUAACUGUCUGACCUGUGGAUUGUUUUAACUGUUCUUUUCCUUAUUGACAACUUGGAAACAAGUGAAUUUGUAAAUAUUUGAGCAAUUAUUUUAGGUGGCAUUGGUAAUGAUGGAAACAUUUCAGCAGGCAGGAGCUAAAUAUAACAGUUGGAAGUAGAAAUGUAAAUUCCUUGGCUAAUCC
This is a messenger RNA of Lagopus muta (rock ptarmigan), 6793 nucleotides long. It is a transcript of the gene KLHL36, whose product is annotated as kelch like family member 36. Lineage: Eukaryota; Metazoa; Chordata; Aves; Galliformes; Phasianidae. The transcript has 5 exons. The record is from RefSeq and is a predicted model, not a curated record. The coding region runs from base 1490 to 3700 and encodes 736 amino acids. Gene Ontology annotation, molecular function: cullin family protein binding.